UUUCUUUUUCUCUCUCCUUUAAUGAAUAAUCAAUCACCUCCUCAACUUCCUCCUGGGUGGAUCGCGCUCUGGGAUGAAUCAGCACAACGCUAUUAUUACGUAGAACAAGCAACAGGUACAACACAAUGGGAAGUACCCACCGCACCUUCCAAUGCUGCACAAGCAGGUGUUGGUAGUCGUGGGGAAGCAUCGAGUUACAGUCUUCCACAGGCACAAAAUAACAUUAGCUAUCCACAAGGAAGUGGUGGCUAUCCACAAGCUGGGGGAUAUCCACAGGAACAACAACAAGGAUAUCCACAACAAUCCCCAGGAUAUCCACAACAACAACAAUCUCCAGGAUAUCCACAACAACAGCAAUCUCCAGGAUAUCCACAACAACAGCAGCAAGGAUAUCCUCAAAGCGAGAGUAGUAGUUAUCAACAACAGAGUCCUCAAGUAGGAGCAGGCAGUAGUAACUAUUCACAAAGCCCUGGCUAUCCUGGUCAACCUGACUAUCCUAACAAUGGACAACCUGCUGACGGACCUGAUGGAGAACGUGGCAUGGGAAAGAUGCUUUCCGGAUUUGGAGGUGGUGCUAUUACUGGUACUUUAAUAGGACUUGCAGCAGGUAAACUUCUUGGCAAUAAUAAUCAUCAUCAGCAAGGCGGAGGAUUUCCGCAGUUUGGUAAUUUCGGAGCUCAGCAAGGUUAUUAUCCACCUCCUCCUCCUCCUCAGGGCUACGGUAAACCUCCCAAGAAACAUCAUUUCUGGUAGCUUCAACUGUACAAACAAUAAAAAAGAAUAUUUUUCUAAAAAAAAAAAAAAAACUCCGGUGUAAAGAGAGAGUGAGAGAGUGAGAGUGAGAGAGAGCUGACGUGCAAACAGUCCCCCGGACAAAAUGUUAUGGGGAGGGGGGG
Mucor mucedo is the source of this 896-nucleotide messenger RNA. RefSeq lists its product as uncharacterized. Lineage: Eukaryota; Fungi; Mucoromycota; Mucoromycetes; Mucorales; Mucoraceae. The transcript is spliced from 6 exons. The record is from RefSeq and is a predicted model, not a curated record. Gene Ontology annotation, molecular function: protein binding. Bases 22 to 753 code for a protein of 243 amino acids.